This is a messenger RNA of Linum tenue, 1587 nucleotides long. NCBI's taxonomy places the organism in Eukaryota, Viridiplantae, Streptophyta, Magnoliopsida, Malpighiales, Linaceae. The record is from the annotation of a GenBank genome assembly.
GUCGUUCAAUUCAAUCCCAAUAGUUAGUCUCUUCCUCCCAAAAGAAAAAAAAAUUCCACACAACAAAACAUCCAAUCACUACCCCAUUUCCCUAUAUAAAUCUUGUGCCUUUUGUUCCAUGCACAACCAACCAACCCACAACCUAGAACAGCACAACAGAAUCAUUCCUCCACCUUCUCCAUCAUACAUUCAAACACUGAAUAGUGAAUACUACUACUACUACUGACAAGCAAAUAUACUCUGUUUUCCAAUCCUGUAUUCAUGGCUGACACUAAUGAAAUGAGCUCAGAACAACAACAGCACCAACGAUUCGGCCUGCCCGGGUUUCGGUUCCACCCGACGGAGGAAGAGCUGGUCGAAUUCUACCUCAAGAACAUGAUCUUCGGCAAGAAGCUCAGCCUCGACGUCAUCGGCUACCUCAACAUCUACCGCUACGAUCCCAGGGAGCUUCCCAGAUUGGCGAAGACAGAUGGGGAGAGGGAGUGGUAUUUCUAUGUCCCGAGGGACAGAAAGCACGGCAGCAAUGGUCGGCCAAAUCGGACGACGGAGAAAGGGUUCUGGAAAGCAACCGGGUCGGACCGGAAGAUAUGGCGGAUGUCGGAGCCCAAGAGGCAGAUUGGCCUGAGGAAGACUCUGGUUUUCUAUCAGGGCAGAGCUCCCAGAGGAACCAAGACCGAUUGGGUCAUGAACGAGUACCGCCUCCCUGAUUCCUCCCCUCUGCCCAAGGACAUAGUGUUGUGCAAGAUCUACAGAAAGGCAACUCCUUUGAGAGUCUUGGAACAGAGGGCAGGAAUGGAAGAACAGCAACAACAAUUCUUCAUGAACGAGACAACUUCAACAACAAUGGUGGACACUAAUAACUUUAAGACCAAUUUUAAUCAUACUCCAUUAUCAUCCUCAUCGUCCCCUUCAAUGGACACAGCUACCACCACCAUGUCCAUGUCGCCAGACCCAUGGGCCACCACAUCCGGCCCACUUCACGAGAUCCUUGGGCCGAUGCCGGCGGUCGGCCCAAACGGAUACAUGCCCUUCAUGAUGAAGACGGAAGCUGCUGAUCUUGCCACUAACUAUAAUGACGAUGGUUACUAUGGUGAUGAUGGGAUUGGGGACUACAAAACGGUGCCGUCUGCUGCGGACGUGGUUUCGGCUUCUUGCACAUUGCUGCAGCAGUUCCCGCCGCCGGCGGCCGGGGCAGAGGGGAAGGUGAUGAACCAUUGCAAGUUGCCGGAGCUUCAAGUGCCGAGCAAGCUGAGCGUAACAAUGGGGGAUUGGAGCCAGGACCCUUUCUGCUUGAUCAGCCCUUGGCUUCAUCAGAACUUGACCCCUUUGGCUACUCUCUUGAACUUGUAGAUUAAGUAUUUCCCUAGCUUAGAAGUAAUUAAUUAUCGUUAAUUAUGUUGAUUACAUAAACUGUAAUACUGUCUUUGGAUCAUGGGCUUUUUUGCCCCCCAAAACGCAGGCCCAAUAAUCUUGGGUCCUAUGAGUUGCGUUUAUUGAGGCCUAAGCCCAUAUUUCCAAGAUCAAAAAGAAAUGCAGAAUCUCAAUUCCUAGCUCAGUAUGAUUAAAGAAUCAAUGAUUAUGGAGGGC